AUGCUGGACCCAGUGCAGGAUGCUACAUUCUGGACUGAUGGGUCCAUUUUUGAGGAUCUUCUGGCUGGCCCAGGUCGCCAGCCCUACGAAUGGCCAAUGGAGGAUGUACAGCAAAAUGGAACCAAUGAGAACAAGCAGCUCCUCUCUUUGCACGAGCUGACACCAGAGCCAGAUCCGAGUCUGUUGAUGCCAAUGCAGCAGCUCUUCGAGGGUGGAUUCCAGGAGUUUUACCCUCAGGGCGAAGGCUCCGAGAUGGCGAUGCAAGAGAUGGAUAUGGCUGCAUUCUUUCAGAUGCAGGCCCAGGCAGCUUCAUGGAAUCGUCGUGGUAACCAAAAAGAAGAGUCUUGGCGCCGGGAUCGUGAGCGUUGGUAUUCCAACAACCAGUGGUAUCGGCAGCCAACCUCCAAAGAUGAUCCUCCUUACAAGGCAGCAAAGGCUGGAAAGGAGCUGCGUACCCUUUUGGACUUCUAUUACGAGCCGUUCAACCUGCAACACAACAAGUUCAUGCUGGAAUUGAUCAUGACGAAAGUGGGAAUGCCACGGCAGGCUUUGUUGAGCAAGAAUACACUGGCAGAGCUUCGAUUUGAUCUGGAGGAGUUGAAAGGCCUCAAUCGGCUCUACUCGUGUUUUGAACGCGUGGAGUAUGGUCACUGCAAGAUGGUUGCGCUUGAUGAUCCUGAAGGUGCUGGCUUCAAGUUGCAACGCCAUUGGAUCAAACCAGGACAAAGCGGACCAAGCGUUGAUUUCCAUCUCACCAAUUUGCGUUUUAUGCGCAGUGGCGAAUUCAUGUUGCGGAAGCUGGCCGAGGUGCGCAGCUUCAACGUCAAGGAGGACGUGGACGUCGAAGGCCUUUUCGCUCGCUUCAUGAGCGCACCGGUCGACAUGGAGGAGGCACCAAAGAACAAGUUUGUCAUAGCGUCAUUGAAUUGCAGUGGAGUAAGAGAAAGGAGUCUGGCUGAGGAAUCUCUUCAAUCAAUGGAGGGCCGCAUCAGGCGGCAAGUCAUGUUGUAUCAGCCGGACCUCAUUUGUAUCCAGGGUCUUGACCCAUGGCAGGGACGCGUCGGCUUUGGCCUAGCUUCCUCACUGAUGGAGACUGGCUAUCACGUCGCUGCUUCUGGGGGUGAACCCAGUGAGACCAGCACCAUUUUCUACCACGAGAAGCGCUUUGAGUUGGUGUCCAGCGCCAGAGGUUUGGCAGUUGCUGAUCUGAAAUUCCUUCAGGCAGACGCUCCGACCCUCCGGGUGGCCUGCAUCCGGGCAGAGGUGCCUCCAUCAAUAGACCUCCAGAAGCUGCUGAACCAUGAGGCCAAAGCCUUGGUCGUCGUAGCAGAUUGUUUGCCAAUCGGAGGUGCUGAAAUUUUACACAUGGUGCAGGAACUUGCAGAGUUGCGCUCAGCUUAUAGGGAGCUUGCGAAGGAGGAGGUCUAUGCGCCAGUGGGAAAAUGGGAUCCUGUAGCCGGUUGCCAACGGGCAGAGCAGAUAGGCCCAACUUUGGACGGCUCAAGUGGACUUCUGAAGCUGCACAGCCCAGAUUGCAUUUUGUACAGCGGUGCCGUGGAUGCGAUUGCUACGCUGGCAGGGCACAGUCCGAUGUACAUUACAACUAUGGGCGCAGAGGAAGCUUCUGCCCAAUUUCCCACCUUUCGCAUGCCCCUGCUGUCGGUCUUCCAGUGGAGGCCUUCCCCUCAGGACCAUGAAGACCGGCAGCAAGCAGAGUCGUGA
Cladocopium goreaui is the source of this 1722-nucleotide messenger RNA. Lineage: Eukaryota; Dinophyceae; Suessiales; Symbiodiniaceae. The record is from the annotation of a GenBank genome assembly.